GUUUGAGAGAGAGAGAGAGAGAGUCCAUUGACAGGUAGAGUGGAAUCAACACUUUGCUUUGUUUUAGUUUUGGUUUGAAAGGCUUUUUUGGGCUGAAGGGUGAACAGAUAAACCAGCCAUGACAAAGAAAAUGUGGGCUUUGCAGUACCUUUUGUUGAUAGAAUGCUAUCUGGUUUUGACAGCAGAAGGUCAUGUAGUGCAACAACAGAAGGUAGAUGCAGGAAUUCCAGUGAUAACAUUGUCUCCUCCAGAAGGCAACACAACUUUCCUUGACGGCACGACGUGGUGCGUGGCACUUGCUGGGGUCCCUCAAGUUGAUUUGCAGGAUGCAUUAGAUUGGGCGUGUGGACUGGGAAUGGUAGACUGCAAAGAAAUCCAACAGGGCGGGAAAUGUUUUGAGCCAGAAACUCUCUUGUCUCAUGCAUCCUAUGCUUUCAACAACUAUUACCAACAGAAUGGGAAUUCUGAUAUUGCUUGCAAUUUUGGAGGAACUGCUGCCGUAACCAAAAAUAAUCCAAGUUACGGAAAAUGUGUCUACAGCACACCUGGAUCUAUCUCUUCAGCAGCUUCAAUAUUAAUGUCCAAGAAUAGUAGUCCAGGCUCUCUGUGGUGGAAACUUGCACUGCUUGUGCUUUUGUAGUUUGGAAGCUGAUCCAUGGUUUGAGUAAUUAGGGAAAAGUAAAAUCUCUGGCUCAUAUGAAGCUGUUGAAUGUUCUAAAAAGAGAAAGCAUUUUGUAAUUGUUGUUUGGUAAAUUAAUAUUCCUGUCUGUCUUUGU
Molecule: messenger RNA, 776 nt
Organism: Juglans regia (Persian walnut)
Lineage: Eukaryota; Viridiplantae; Streptophyta; Magnoliopsida; Fagales; Juglandaceae
Product: glucan endo-1,3-beta-glucosidase 13-like
Exons: 4
Coding region: 119-640 (173 amino acids)
Source: RefSeq, a predicted model, not a curated record